UUGACCCGACCGGUCCGAUAAGCUGUUUGUAAACAGCUACCGUCCUCUGUGGUGGCCUGUUCCGCUGUGUGUGUGUGUGUGUGUGUGUGUGUUUCACACCUACUGUACACUACACCCUCUUGUCCAACCACCUCAGGUCCUCUGCCUCGCAUGUCUGCGGUUCGGUCCGCUCGCAGGGACAGCUUUGUAGAGCUUUCCUCGGGUCAGUGAAUGAUUUUCGUACUGCUGCAAAACAGCUGAGGCUGCAUUUAGUAAAAAGACCAAUUUAGCCCCCCCAUUUUAACAAGGGGCAAGAUCACACUGAGCCCAGUGUGGCUUGAAGAGCUCUGGGAUGGCCAGUGCCUUUGACGAGGGACUAGAACAUAGAGUGUGGGCUGACCGCCAGGUCCAGAAAGGCUGUAAUUUUCGCGGUAGAAAAGAACGUUACAGAAACUUAAAGGGAAACAUAAGAUGGCCAGCCGGAGAUAGUCUUGAAAGUCAGCUUGGCUGGCGGGCGUGCGUGCAGGCAUGACCCAUGUUUGUUUUUCGGGAGGGGUGGGGGUGCUGUCGGGUGUGUGUUCCUUCUCGGAGGGAGGACGUGGCUGACGUGUUGAACACGGCAGAGUAGAGCACUCUGAAAUUCAGGUCAGUCGCGCGCCGGAAUGUUGAGUUGUGUAACAGAGGACGGGGGUGAGCGGAGUCACACACUAAUAGUAUGCUCUGGGGCAGCUAGAAGCCGGCCUGGUGGUGUUAGGAGAAUGUUUCGUUGCAGACGUGCCAAACUGCGGCUGUACCUGGAGCAGCUGAAGGAGCUGGUGCCUCUGGGUCCGGACAGCACCAGACAUACCACACUCAGCCUGCUGAAAAGGGCCAAGAUGCACAUCAAGAAGCUGGAGGAGGCAGACAGGAAGGCUCUGAACACCAAGGAGCAGCUCCAGAGAGAACACCGUUACCUCAAACGGCGCCUGGAACAGCUGGCUGUGCCGGGCAGCGUUGAGCGUGUCCGCACGGACAGCAUGGGUUCCACCAUGUCCACCGAUUCGGAGCAAGAAGUGGACGUCGAAGGCAUGGAGUUCCCCCCGGGCGAGGGCGAGCUCGGUGAGGCGGACAGCGUGGAUGAGAGCAUCAGUGACGACGGUCUCCUGGACGGCGAGGAGGAAGAAGAGGACCACUACGGCCUGCAGAGCAGCUCGAGCGACACCAGCUACACACAGCAUUCCUCCCACAGAAUGCAGCCGCACCACUGCUAGGGGCCACCAGGGGGCGGUGGGCCCCGGAGGGCCAUCGCUCCAAGCAGCCCUCUACGACCUCCUAUCCCCUUCCCACCCACCCCCAACUCACUCACCCUCGCCUUAACAGGCACCCCUAUCACAUGCUUCAUUGUCAGACCCUCCCCGCCGGCCUCGACCGCUUUGCUCAUUGGCCCUUAUUCCAGGAAGUACACAGAGGUUCAUGUCAUGGACUGACUUUCUGUAUUUCUCCUUUCCCUUCAUCCUACUGUACCCCCCAGUCCUUUCACCCUGUUGUCCUGCCAAACCUGACCCCCCCUCCCCCCCCCCCACACACACACACACACCUGUUGUUGUGGCCGCAGGCUCGGAUAUAUAGCAGAGCAGUUUGGGGUUUCCUUGGGGACCCUGUGGUGUGUUGGCAGACAGCUUUGACUUGUCAAUGGUAGCUUGGCGCAUGUGCAUUUGUUUCACUGUGGGCGCGUGUGUGGGUGCGUGUUUGAAUGAGGCCAACACUUCCUGAUUGGAGAAAAAAGGAAAUUUCUGUUCUAUUUGAAGGUUCUCUGAACAUUUUGACUUGAGAAUCUACAUUCCCCCAUCUGUUAGCAGAUAUACUGGAGGCAGCACAUCUCCAACCACUACACCACCCUGUGGGCCAACACACUAAUAUGGGUACGUCUCGACAGUGGUCAAACACAAAAUUGGUUCAAACCUUCCUUUACUUCCAAGUAGCCUAUCGAUGUAGCAAUGACACACGAAUAGCAUUCGCUCUUAUCAAGUAGAGUGACUGUUGGGCCAACUUCAGCCCAAAAUGGCAGAAUGAUUGACCCCUUUCACCAUGUUAAAGAGGGAAACUGGGCAUUUUGUAGUGGAAGACAGUGGAUCAGCAGGUUUGGUUUGUACCCUUCUUGUUAUUCACUAACGGAUCCAUUUUCUUCCCCUCUUACUGACCUCAGUAUACCCCCUAGUUUCAAAUCUGUUCCAAAGUGUGUGUGUGUGUGUCUGUGUGCGUGCAUGCUCAGUUUAUAUUGACAGGUCAAAGCUGUAGAAGUGCAAAGAGAAAAAUAAAUAAAAAAAGCUCUAAUGAUUAGCUCUCUGUAGAGGCACAGGUAGUGAUAUUGAAACUAAUCAUAUUCUCUUUCCCGUUUCUCUAACUCAAAAGUAGAUUACUGUAUUUAUUUUCGGCUGUGUCUGUUAGAUAAUACUUCUGAAGCUUCUCUGAAAUUGCAAAAGACCAAUGUCAUGUUUUACUCUGGAUCCUGUGACUCGUACCGGGAUACAAUAUUAACGGUAGAGGCUCACUUUUUGCUUUCUGAACAUUUUAACUGGCGAUUUCAGACUCAGUUUCUCUGUCGUUAGAGCUUUGCAUCCCAACACUUCAAAAAAGGGCCACUCCACAAGCUGGUAGGGCUGACCAAAAAAGAAAGAAAGAAAAAUUACAAAAUACUUCAAAGGAAGAAAAAAAACCUGCAUAGAAAACCCCCCCGCUUUUGGUCACUAAAAGUGAUAUUUUAGUCUAUAUUUCCUGUAUUACAUUUUGUAUUAUAUUUUCCUAAAUGUUUUCUCUCAACGAAAAGACAAAAAAGAAGAGUAUAUCUAUAUAUAAAUAUAUAUGAGACAGACGGACAGACAGAAGGCCAGGCUAGUUUGAAUUGAGAGAGCGGUAGGGGGGAAGCUGGAUCACUAGCAGUCCUUUCCACUAGAUCCCUCCCCAAUGUCAAUCUGUGCCUGGCUGAGCCUUGGGGACUGUUGUUGUGUUCCCCCUACAUCCCUACUCAGGUCCAGACUCGGCUACACACUCCCGGAACAUCCACCAACCCCCCCGCUCUUUGGAGUAGAUGAACACCUUGUUUUAACCGUCUUCAACGCACCCCAAAUGGUCAUUCUAGGGGCGUGUGAAGAACUGAUUGGAGACAACCUUUCACCUCUAUCAAGUACCCCUCGAGGUGAACCCCUGGUGUGGCUGCCAGGGACGCCCUAACCCCCUUGAUGCCCGCCUGCCUGCCCUGCCACACAACAUAAAGUCUACACUGACCAUACUGUUAACACUCCACGGCAGCUUCAAUUCCCUUGCCCCGGUUGCUCACUAUAUUGAGGUUCAAUCGAUCGACGCCAAUCGUGAGCUCCAAAGAGUUAUUUUGUUGUCGUGGCAGCCAUUUUGUUUUGGCUGUGUAUACGCUUGUUAUUUGAACAUGAAGAGGAAACCAUCGGGAGAGGAGCAGGGGUGAGGGGGGUCAUCCAAUCAAUGAAGGCAGCUCCUGGUGUCCUCCCUCCCUCCGUCCUCCCGCUGGCACUCAUUCCCUCCCUACUUUACUUACCGUAGUGUUACCGAGACGCCCCGGGUGUGACAUGGUGUCGCCAGACACAGCAGCAAUAUGACCAUCUUGUGCUUUUUUUCAAUAUUAUUUUUUUUAUGUGCGGGCGGGUCGGUAGGCAGGAUUGGGUUUUACAGAAGAAAAAAAAA
This is a messenger RNA of Esox lucius (northern pike), 3672 nucleotides long. It is a transcript of the gene mxd4, whose product is annotated as MAX dimerization protein 4. NCBI's taxonomy places the organism in Eukaryota, Metazoa, Chordata, Actinopteri, Esociformes, Esocidae. Gene Ontology annotation, molecular function: DNA-binding transcription factor activity, RNA polymerase II-specific; RNA polymerase II cis-regulatory region sequence-specific DNA binding; protein dimerization activity. The transcript is spliced from 4 exons. The coding region runs from base 642 to 1229 and encodes 195 amino acids. The record is from RefSeq and is a predicted model, not a curated record. Gene Ontology annotation, biological process: regulation of transcription by RNA polymerase II.